AUGGCCAGCAUCAAGUGUGGUUCCCGCCGCAAGGCCCGCCGUGCGCACUUUCAGGCCCCGAGCCAUGUGCGCCGUGUGCUCAUGAGCGCCCCGCUCUCCAAGGAGCUGCGCGCCAAGUACAACGUGCGUGCCAUGCCCGUGCGCAAGGACGACGAGGUCAUCGUGAAGCGCGGCACCUUCAAGGGCCGUGAGGGAAAGGUGACGGCGUGCUACCGCCUCAAGUGGGUCAUCCUCAUCGAUAAGGUGAACCGCGAGAAGGCGAACGGCUCCACCGUGGCCGUCGGCAUCCAUCCCUCCAACGUCGAGAUUACGAAGCUGAAGCUGACGCACCACCGCAAGUCCAUCCUGGAGCGCAAGGACCGCUCGUCCAAGUCCGACAAGGGCAAGGGCAAGAUCAGCGCCGCGGAUAAGGCCAUGCAACAGAUGGACUAG
This is a messenger RNA of Leishmania major strain Friedlin, 432 nucleotides long. RefSeq names its product putative 60S ribosomal protein L26. Gene Ontology annotation, biological process: cytoplasmic translation; ribosomal large subunit biogenesis. Gene Ontology annotation, cellular component: cytosolic large ribosomal subunit. NCBI's taxonomy places the organism in Eukaryota, Euglenozoa, Kinetoplastea, Trypanosomatida, Trypanosomatidae. The record is from RefSeq and is a predicted model, not a curated record. Bases 1 to 432 code for a protein of 143 amino acids. Gene Ontology annotation, molecular function: structural constituent of ribosome; RNA binding. The transcript has a single exon.